GCCGCGGCGGGGCCGCGCCGCCUCCAUCGCCGCCUAUUUCGGAGCAGAGGCGGCGGGGCCGCUCGGGCGGGCGGCGGCUCCGGUUUGAGUUGGGAUUUGCUUUGGAAGCCACAGAGCAGCUGCUGCCUCCUUCUACCCACAUGCAACUUUUAAUAUCGUAGUAUUAUUAGAGACAGAAAAAGAAGGAGACAAGUAUCUCCAUACCUACCAGGAAACAGGAGACUUUGCUCUGAAAUAACUGAUAAACAAGUGUGAAGCAUGAGGAUCAACUCUGCUGUUCAGGCUGCGAUUGAUCUCACAGCAGGUGCUGCAGGUGGGACAGCCUGUGUGGUGACUGGCCAGCCCUUUGACACUGCAAAGGUGAAGAUGCAGACAUUCCCCAACAUGUACAAAGGACUUGUUGACUGUUUUGUCAAAACCUAUAAGCAAGUGGGAUUUCGAGGCUUCUACAAGGGAACCACACCAGCACUUGUAGCCAACAUUGCAGAGAACUCCGUUUUGUUCAUGUGCUAUGGAUUUUGCCAACAAAUUGUGAGAAGAAUUGUUGGAGUAGACAGGAAAACAAAGCUCAGUGAUCUACAGAAUGCUGCUGCAGGCUCCUUUGCCUCUGCCUUUGCCACCCUUGUCCUCUGUCCCACAGAGCUGGUGAAGUGCCGGCUACAGGCCAUGCAUGAAAUGCAGUUGUCAGGAAAGAUAAUCCAGGGACACAAUACAGUUUGGUCAGUAGUGAAGGGUGUUAUCCAAAAGGAUGGGCCCCUUGGAUUUUAUCGUGGCCUGUCAAGCACUUUGCUGCGGGAAGUCCCAGGCUAUUUCUUCUUCUUUGGAGGGUAUGAACUGAGUCGGACGUUCUUUGCCUCUGGGAGAUCAAAAGAUGAAUUAGGUCCCAUUCCUUUGUUACUAAGCGGAGGUUUUGGAGGCAGCUGUCUGUGGAUUGCUGUGUAUCCUGUGGAUUGUGUCAAAUCUAGAAUUCAGGUUCUUUCAAUGGCUGGAAAACAGGCAGGCUUUAUGGGAACGUUUGUAACUGUUGUGAGAACUGAAGGUGUGCUUGCCUUGUAUUCUGGACUAACACCAACUAUGAUCCGUGCAUUUGUGGCCAAUGGGGCACUGUUCCUUGCCUAUGAGUACAGCCGGAAACUUAUGAUGAAACAAAUAGAUUCUUACUGAUACCACCCAGCAGAUGAAGAACAAGAGAUUGUUUAAAGGUCAUUUAAAUAAAUGAUGAAAAACACAUAGAUCACAUGAUGGUCUGAGCAGAACCAAAGCAGUGACCUAAUUUUAGGAACUCAACUCCAGUUUAAGAUUCGUAAUCUUUUAAAAUCAGGUGAUUUUAUGGAUGUGUGUACAUGUUAUUUGAGUUGCACAAGCAGAACAAUCUCCCUUUUAUGGAUUCUGCACUAGGAACACUGCAUGUCAUAAAUGUCUUUCCUGACCUGUAAAGGUGCUAAAAAUAUUUACACUGACCUGUGGGGUUUAGUGUAACAUGCAAGAGUAGGUUGUGAUUUGUCUACAGCAAAGCACUGGUUUUAAAACUGUGCUGCAGUUGUGACUCUUUGCAGCUGUUGCCAAUGUCUGACUCAAAAUAACAUCAGUUCUUGUCUAAUCUUGCUGAGUAUAAUGACUUCGACAUACCUUUCACCUAGGGACAUCUUUCCUUCUCUAGCUACACCCCUGUCCUACUCCCUGCUGCCCUGUGACUUGCUAAGGUCAUGGCAGAUGGUGUCUGACUUAAACACUAUUAGUGAAUGGGUUUAUAAAAGUAGGAAACAUUCUCCCCUUACCUUAUAUGAGACUUAGAGCCUAAGAUAUACCUACAUUUUUGAUAAAAGCAGCACAGUAACAACAUUAAAGAGGUAUGCUGCACUGUAUUAUUUUCUAAAUCCCUUCAGGGAGUGCUAGAGUAUGCUAGACACCACUUGCCAUAAGGGACACUGCUGGAAAUAGCUGCUGCCUCUGAGCACAGAAUUUCAACUUUGUGCAGGCUCCAGUUUAGGUCACCUUGGCAUGAAUGAGGCCACAUGAUAGAAGGACAGGAAGCUGAAGAGGAACAGAAAGCCAGACCUUAGUGGUUAACUGACACCAUGGUCUCUGACAUAGCAGUCUUACUGGGGCUGGAGUUUUCCCAUUUGCUUUGUCUCUUCAGCUGAGUGGAAAAAGCUCAUAUGACUUGUAUCACCUUCAGGCCUGGAAGGCACAGCCUGCUUGAUCACGUUACUUGAUUAAAUAUGCAGUUAAUCAGUAUUACCCAAAAUGAUGCAGUGACACCUCUUUCCAGAUACCACUUUUGUUCUUCAAGUAGAAUGCUCUUUGUCCAAGCAUGCUCUGCUUUGUAAGAAGCAGCUACUGCCUUAUCCUGGAAUAAGUUGAGCAGGUCUUCGCACAAACUUGUCCUGGAGUUGUAGAGAGAUGCUACCUGGGUGCUUUAAGUGCAGCCCACCAGUGUGGGGACACAGACAGAGCCCCUUUAACUCACUGAGAUCCUCACAGCUACAUGGAGAGUAGCAGCUUGUCACAGCAACCACAUUUGUUAGUGACAGAUAACAGUCAGAACCGAAACAACCUAGUUUUGCAUGUUACAGCUUCCCUUUCAGAUCCCAGAAAUAGGAAUAAGCUUUAGGCAUAGAUGAAAUCACCUCAGUAUCUGCUGCCUCUUGCAGGGGAGCCAGGGUGCACUUCAAUUGGCUCAUUCCUUGCAUUGUUGCAACCUCUUUGAUGGAAGGUGGUUUCCCCUUCAUACACCAUGAGAAAAGGCAGUUAAAGCAGGGCAUGGCUGAAGAAUCUUCAGAGUCUAUUGCACCAACAGACCUUGACUGACUAGUACACUAGAGGCAGCGCCACUCUGCCUUGCCAGUACUUUAAAAGGAAUUUAUACCAAAUGCGUAUAUGAUUGAGGUAGGAAGAUGAGGCUUUAAGAGUUGUUAGAUUUCCCUUCUUUUCAAAGUUGUCUAGCUAAGAGAAGUAGUAUAUUUGUACAUGUUUCUAAUAGUUAUGAAAAGGUGAGGACAGACUCCACCUCAGUGGAAUACUUCAAUCUAUUUCUUAGAUUUGUCUUUGCUUUCAUUUUUUAAAGCUCAUGGUUGCAGUUUUUAAUACAAAAAUUGAAGCUUCAAGAGAAGCAAGGUAUUUAAAACAACCUACAGCAAGAAGCUGGUGGUAUUUUUGAGAGUUUACCUUCUGAAGUUGAUGUAAGCAGUAAUUUUUCCAUUCAGAGCUGCUUAAGCUGUACAUGUGUAUCAGUUGUUCAGCUAAAAACUUCAUAAUGUUGGUACAGGAAAUCACAGAAAUAAAGUUUCAUUUGAUUAACUGA
Messenger RNA from Catharus ustulatus (Swainson's thrush), 3304 nucleotides. RefSeq names its product solute carrier family 25 member 15 (gene SLC25A15). The coding region runs from base 259 to 1164 and encodes 301 amino acids. Gene Ontology annotation, biological process: mitochondrial L-ornithine transmembrane transport. The transcript is spliced from 8 exons. The record is from RefSeq and is a predicted model, not a curated record. Lineage: Eukaryota; Metazoa; Chordata; Aves; Passeriformes; Turdidae. Gene Ontology annotation, molecular function: L-ornithine transmembrane transporter activity.